Molecule: messenger RNA, 2144 nt
Organism: Hyposmocoma kahamanoa
Lineage: Eukaryota; Metazoa; Arthropoda; Insecta; Lepidoptera; Cosmopterigidae
Product: zinc finger protein OZF-like
Exons: 1
Coding region: 77-1540 (487 amino acids)
Source: RefSeq, a predicted model, not a curated record
AGAUACCUACGAGUAUUUACGACCGCCUCUGUAAGCAAAAAGACGCCAAAUUAUAAUUAAUCUACAUCAACGAACAAUGUCGUACACGGACCUACAAGAUGUUAUGAACGUUAAGAAGGAGGCAAGCGAAUUAGAAGACAACCCUUACUGCCCUUUGAGUGUCCACUUCAAACAAGAAAUUAGUGUUGCGGAAGAAAAACAAAAGAAGGAGGAGUUGGAUCUGUAUAGAGAUCAUGAAAUUAAGGAAGAGUUAGUCAUAGGACCUGUGGUGUUGCAACCUACUGAUUUAGAACUAGCAAAAUGUGUGCAAAACACAUCUGAUGGGUUGAAUGUUGAUACUCGACCAUACAAGUGUAAUAUUUGCACUAAAUGCUUCAUAGACACCUAUCAACUUAAGUCUCAUUUAAGGACUCAUACUGGAAAGAAGCUGUUUGCAUGUGAACAAUGUAAUGAAUUAUUUAUUCAUAAAGUAAGUUAUAAUAUACAUUUAUUAACUCAUACUGGAGGGAGACCAUUUAAAUGUGAGUACUGUAACAAAGUCUUUAAGUAUAAAUCAAUUUUUAGUGCACAUUUAAACACUCAUACCAGAGAGAAGCCGUUCAAAUGUGAACAUUGUAAUGAAUCUUUUACCCGUAAAGCAAGUUAUAAUAAACAUGUACCACAUCAUUUUGGAGAGCGACCGUACAGGUGUCAGCACUGUAACAAAGUUUUUGAGUUUAAAUCAAAAUUUAAUUCACAUUUAUUGACUCAUACUGGAGAGAAACCGUACAUUUGUGAUACUUGCAAUGAAUGUUUUAGAAAGAAAUUUGAUCUUAAAACUCAUAUAAUGCUCCAUACUGGACAAAAACCAUACAAAUGUAACAUUUGCAAUGCAUGUUUUACAUUGAAAACCCAUCUUAAACAUCAUGUGUUGCUCCAUACUAGUCAAAAACCGUACAAAUGUGACCAUUGUAACAAAUUUUUUGCUUGGAAAUCAAGUUAUCGUUAUCAUUUAAGGACUCAUUCUGGACAGACACCAUAUAAGUGUGAUCUCUGUACCAAAGUUUUUCCAUACAGAUCAGGUAUUAUUAACCAUAUAAAAACUCAUACCAGAGUGAAAUCAUACAAAAUUGACCUCUGCAACAAAGUUGAAAAAAAGUGUUACAUAUGUGACUAUUGUAACAAAUUGUUUCCUUACAAAUCAGCUUUGAUUAUACAUAUAAGGACUCAUACUAGAAAGAAACUGCUGUUCAGAUGUGAACAAUGUAAUGAAUGUUUUACCCGUAAAAUAAGUUAUAAUAAACAUGUAAUGGCUCACACUGGACAGAGACCAUACAAAUGUGACUAUUGUAACAAGGAAUUUGACUAUAAAUCAAGUUUUGAUACACAUUUAACGACUCAUACUGGAGAAAAACCACACAAGUGUGAUAUUUGUGAAAAUAAAAGUUAUAAAAGAAAACAAACCCUUAAGGCUCAUAUAAUAAAAUAUCAUGUUGAGAAAAUGUCGACUUGUCCCAUGGUCCAGUUGUCCAUAACAUUAAAACAACUACAGAAAAAGUAGAAGUACCAAUGCCAUCAACUAAUACUGUAUUAUUCAUUUGUGCUACAUGUUAAUAAAGACAAAGAUUAAAUAAAAAACUAUGUGUCUGUAAGUGCAAUACCUAUUUGCAAAGUAUUUUCAAAAGUGUUACUGGACAGACUGCUAAAACUAACUCAAAGAAAUAGCUGGAAUCCAGAAAUGCAAAAUUUCUCAAAAUUGUCAGUCAUGCAGAAAUCUUUUUUAAAAACACCAUAUAAUAACGACAUACUCACUAUACAUAUAUGAUAUAAUAGUUUAUACCCAUUAAAACUUGAGCACUUAUGAGCGACGUACAGGCAGAGGCAGAAAGUUACGAAACCUGGGAAAAUAAAAUCAGUUGCCCACUGUACCAAACUCGCAACUCGAAAUUCGCGAGUAAUAGGUCCCUAUUCUACAAACAUCUACCCACAAAUCUGAAAAGUGUUAGAAACAAAACGUUUAAUACCCGACUAAAACUCCUUUUAUUGAAUAAUGAAUUGUACAGUGUCGAAGAGUUCAAGUGUGAUUUUGUUUUACUUGACUUCAUUGUAUUUCAACAGGCAGUAGUUAUAGUACUUUAUUUUAUAUUCAUUAUGAUUGUUCGCAU